Vicia villosa (hairy vetch) is the source of this 1204-nucleotide messenger RNA. Its product is annotated as aquaporin NIP1-2-like. Gene Ontology annotation, cellular component: membrane. Gene Ontology annotation, biological process: transmembrane transport. The coding region runs from base 161 to 973 and encodes 270 amino acids. The transcript has 5 exons. The record is from RefSeq and is a predicted model, not a curated record. Gene Ontology annotation, molecular function: channel activity. NCBI's taxonomy places the organism in Eukaryota, Viridiplantae, Streptophyta, Magnoliopsida, Fabales, Fabaceae.
AAUAUGAACAAGAGAUCAUAUAAGCUUUUCUCUGUUCACAAGCUAAAGCAAUAUACUUUCCAACAACCUUGUAAAAUCACAUGUAAUUUUGUUUUGUCAAUAACAACAAAUUUCCUUGUUCAUUUAUCAGCAAUUUUCUUAUUCAUCUAUAGUAUCAGUGAUGGGUGACAAUUCAGGAUGCAAUGAAACCAAUGAAAUUGUUGUAAACGUAAACAAGGAUGUCUCAAACAAAACUCAAGAAGAUUCAAACGCUCAUGCCACUGCUUCUCUCUUACAGAAGUUGGUAGCUGAAGUGGUAGGAACAUAUUUUUUAAUAUUUGCCGGUUGUGCUGCUGUGGCGGUGAACAAGAACAAUGACAAUGUUGUCACACAUCCUGGAAUUUCAAUUGUUUGGGGACUUGCUGUCAUGGUUCUUGUUUACUCUCUCGGUCAUAUCUCUGGUGCUCAUUUCAAUCCCGCGGUUACUAUUGCUUUUGCUACCACCAGAAGAUUUCCCUUGAAACAGGUACCAGCUUAUAUUGCAGCUCAAGUCUUUGGUUCUACACUUGCAAGUGGAACUCUAAGAUUAUUAUUUACUGGCAAACAUGAUCAGUUUGUAGGAACACUUGCAGCUGGAUCAAAUCUGCAAGCUUUUGUGAUAGAAUUCAUAAUCACAUUUUAUCUUAUGUUUAUCAUAUCCGGAGUUGCCACCGAUAAUAGAGCGAUUGGUGAAUUGGCUGGGAUUGCGGUUGGAUCUACUGUACUUUUGAAUGUGAUGUUUGCAGGGCCAAUCACAGGAGCAUCGAUGAAUCCAGCCAGAAGCAUAGGACCAGCUUUAAUACACAAUGAAUAUCGAGGAAUAUGGAUAUACAUGGUUUCUCCGAUUCUAGGAGCGGUGUGUGGUGCAUGGGUCUAUAAUGUCAUUAGGUACACUGAUAAACCAGUUCGUGAAAUCACCAAAAGUGGAUCUUUUCUAAAAGCAGCAAAGCCAUAGUUAUGGUUUUCGUUCAUUUAUAGCAUGUUUGGUUUCUCCUUAUAAAUGCCACAUGUUAUGUUCUAUCUUUUAGUUUAAAUAUAUGAAUCUCGAAAUUUUUAAGGGAAAUCAAAAUGUUACUAUAUAAAGAAAUUGUAUUAAAGUGUCAUUUAAUUUAAAGAGACAAGAAUUUGUCAGAUUUUAAUUUUGAAGAUCAAUGUUAAUUAACAGUGUAAUAUUAUAUCCAUAAAA